AUGACGAUCGACGCCGACAGGACACGCGAGCGGCCGUACAUCAUCUUCGGCUACGGCUCGCUCAUCUGGAAGCCGCCGCCGCAUGUCGUCGUGCAGAUCCCUGACGUCGACGGCUCCCGCGCCAUGUCUACAGCGCCGGGGUACCUCAAGGGGUACAACCCCGGCCGGGUCGUCACGCUCAUUCACAAGGAAGAGUGGGAUCACUUUUCAGCCUCGGACCCGUUCCCGGAUGAUGACGUCGUAUGGGGUGUCGCGUAUACCAUCGAUCCCGCGUACGAGUCGGAGGUGCGCGACUAUUUGGACUACAGAGAAAAGGACGGGUAUACCCUAGAAGGAGUUGACGUCCACGGCAUCGUCGACGGACACGAGCAUAUCGUGCUUCCCAAGACGUUCUGUUAUGUAGGCCGCCCAGAUAAUCCCUCAUUCAUCGGGUCCCAGCCGAUUGACGAGCUAGCGGAGCGCAUAUGGCAGUCCGUAGGGCCAUCUGGACCCAACAAGGAGUAUUUGUACCAUUUGGCGGACGCUGUUCGACGCCUCGCGCCUGAGGCCCACGAUUCGCACUUGACAGCACUCGAGACCAGAUGCAAAGCGAUGGACGAGCGCGCGAAGGGCGCAAAUAUCGGCAACGACCCAUAA
This is a messenger RNA of Epithele typhae, 636 nucleotides long. Its product is annotated as ChaC-like protein. The transcript is spliced from 13 exons. Bases 1 to 636 code for a protein of 211 amino acids. The record is from RefSeq and is a predicted model, not a curated record. NCBI's taxonomy places the organism in Eukaryota, Fungi, Basidiomycota, Agaricomycetes, Polyporales, Epitheliaceae. Gene Ontology annotation, molecular function: glutathione specific gamma-glutamylcyclotransferase activity; gamma-glutamylcyclotransferase activity. Gene Ontology annotation, cellular component: cytoplasm. Gene Ontology annotation, biological process: glutathione catabolic process.